AUGACGAACGGUCAAACCAUUCGCAAUGCCAGCCAUGCGGGCUCGUGGUACUCGGAUUCCAAGACACAGCUCAACUCGCAGCUCGACGGCUGGCUCAGUGCCGUCGAUCUGCCAGUAUCAUGCAUUGGUCCAAAGUCAGACCGCGAACAGCAUCCAAACAUGCCUGUUCCUGGCGCUCGGAUGAUCAUCGCGCCACACGCUGGCUACUCGUAUUCAGGUCCGGCUGCUGCUUGGGCGUACAAGGCUUGGGACGUGUCCAAUGCCAAGAAAGUAUUUCUGCUGGGCCCAUCGCAUCAUCACUAUCUCACCAAAGCUGCAUUGUCGCGAUGCACGCAUUACGCAACUCCCAUUGGGGACCUCGCUGUAGACCGAGAGACCACAACCGAGCUCCAUACGACCGGGAGUUUUGAGUGGAUGUCACAGUCUGUUGAUGAAGAAGAACACAGUCUGGAGAUGCAUCUACCAUACAUCUUCAAAACACUGUCAAAAUCGUUCGGCGAUGACCCGAUGCAAUUCCCUCCUCUGGUGCCCAUCAUGAUUGGCAACACAUCAUCCUCUACCGAGAAAAAUCUGGGUCGCUUACUGGCACCGUACCUGGCAGAUCCGACCAAUGUUUUUGUGAUUUCUUCCGACUUUGCUCACUGGGGACUCCGUUUUCGUUACACAUACUAUCGCCCAGCCAGUGGCCCUGCCAUCAGCAUGAAAGCUUCAGACAGGGCUCCCAAGGACCGUGCCAUCCACGAAUCAAUCAAGGAUGUUGACUUUGAGUGCAUGGGCGCAUGCGAGAGUGGCAGUCACGAUGCCUGGCUUGAUGUACUGGAAGAAACUGGCAACACGGUCUGCGGAAGACAUCCCAUCGGCGUAAUGAUGGCAGCUGUGGAGGAAUUGAGGAAGCAAGGAAAGCAGGAACUUGGUGCGUUCAAGUUUGUGCGAUACGAGCGCAGCAGCGAUGUGACGAGGGUUGCCGACAGCAGCGUGAGCUAUGCAAGCGCAUUUGCUGUCGUCUAA
This is a messenger RNA of Ramularia collo-cygni, 1008 nucleotides long. Its product is annotated as related to protein tag-253. The coding region runs from base 1 to 1008 and encodes 335 amino acids. The transcript is spliced from 4 exons. Lineage: Eukaryota; Fungi; Ascomycota; Dothideomycetes; Mycosphaerellales; Mycosphaerellaceae. The record is from RefSeq and is a predicted model, not a curated record.